Molecule: messenger RNA, 1851 nt
Organism: Onychomys torridus (southern grasshopper mouse)
Lineage: Eukaryota; Metazoa; Chordata; Mammalia; Rodentia; Cricetidae
Product: testis-expressed protein 13C-1-like
Exons: 2
Coding region: 1-1851 (616 amino acids)
Source: RefSeq, a predicted model, not a curated record
AUGGCAGUUGAAUUUGGGGACCAUUCCAGUGGCUUCCGCCAUAUUGAAGUAAUCAGAUUCAUUAACAAUGAAGUCCUUAUGAAUGGAGGGGGUCCAGAAUUCUAUAUGACCUUCCGCUCUCGGUCUUGGAAUGAGAUAGAAGACCAGCUUCAUACCAUCCUUGUUGACCCCAAAGUGCCACGCUCCCUCAAGAGGGCUUGUACCUGGAGCGCUUUGGCUUUGAGUGUGAGAGUGGCUGCCAGGCAGCGGGAGCAGCAGACACGUAGAGUUGGGAGGUUACAGGACCAGGUGGGAGAGCGUGAGACAGCUUCCUGGACUCUAGCCUCUGAACAGCAGCGGUUGCGAGAGGAGAGGGACCAGGCAGCAGCUCAACUUGUUUCUACACUGACUGCCCUACAAGAGGCAAUGGAUGAGCGGGAAGUACUUCGCGGGAGGCUGCUCCAAGCAGAGAGGUCUGCAUUGGCGGAUGUACCUGAACCUAGAAUGCAACAGUGUAGGGCAGAAUUGUGGUCCCUUGAGGAAGAGGUAGGAUCCAGAGAGGCCCAGAACACAGGCAAUUUGGCAGGUCAGAUGCCAGUCUCACCAAUCUUGUCUUAUUUGCCAGGACUUCCAGGUCCUUGGGUGAAAGCAGUGCAUCCCUUUCUUCGAAUGCCUGUGCCACAUCCACUACCACUCAAUUCGCAACUUCCCUUGGGAUUACCAUAUUCAACACCUGUACCAUGUCCAGUAGUGAUGGAAUCAGGAGCAACAGCAUCAGACAUGACUGCAGCUGUACCUCAGAUGGAUCCUGCAGCAAUCUGCCCAUCUAGCUUGUGGGUUACAAUGGGGUCCCAGGAAACAAUGUCUUCUGCUUGGGACCAAGUCUGCCAAAGGCAGAAUGAAUGUUCUGCGUUCCUCCAGCAUGUAAGUCACCUGGGAGACAGUGUAAGCCACAGUGAAGAAGGUCCACAGAAACCCCAUGAGAACAGCAGCAACAACCAUAAGGAAAGUAAUGUCAUACCCCAGGUCAUGGCUGCCACUGAGGAGAAAAAUCCAGGGAAGGACCAGGUAACAGCUGCACUGGAGGUCAACAGUAACCACAGCAUAAAGGAAGCAUCAGUAAUGCCCCAGGGUAUGGCUUCCCAGGAGAACAAUCCCAGCUGCACCCUGAAGAAAUAUCCAGGGAUUCCCAGGAAGGUGGUUGGCCCAAGAGACAGCAUCAACCAUAAUACCAAAGAAGAUUCAGUAUCUCCCCAGGAAACAGCUACCCAGGUGAACAAAACUAGCCCCAUCCUGAAAAAAUAUCCAGGGUUUCUCCUGAGGAGACCUAGCCUGGAAAGUAGCCUUAGCUAUAAACAGAAAGAGGGUCCAAAGAUAUCCCAGGAGACAGCUGCCCUGGGAGAAGAUAACAGAAAUAGCAAACAGGAGGAUAUAAUCACUUUUCAGCAGAGGUUACCCCAGGCUACUGGUGGAAGCCCUAGUGAGAGGAAAGAUCAGGUGAUGCCACCAGUGACUGGCAAGAGCCAGAACCAGAAAGAAGAGCCAAACAGAUUCCAAGCAAGCCCUCUAGGAAAAUGUACAAGUUAUUGUGUGAAUAAAGGUCUCCCAAAACAUCUGCCUCCAAAGCAAAAGAACAAGCCACCUCAAGAAGCAAAGGCCUUUGAACCCAAACCACCUCAAGGGCCACCUCAAAGGGCAAAAUCCUCUGAAGCCAAACAACAGGAGAAAACCUCCUUACACCGUACUCAAAUGAAUUGGGUGUGCCCAUCAUGUAAAGCUGUGAAUCGGUCAUGGUCCAGAGGCUGCUAUAAAUGUACAAAAGCAGGUGUUCAAUUUCAGAGGAAAUAUUUUGACCCCAAACCAACUUACUGA